UUGACUUGCAACGCAUCUUAACUCUUCAUCUCUAUUCCAUCACCAACCUCUAUCCAGCUUCACACCCCAACCACCCACUUCAUUUCCGAGACAUCCAAAGCGACUUCACACCGAACAGCAUCAGCAGACAUUUUGCCACCUCCUGGGCGACGGAAAUUCGAUCAUAACAACAACAACAACAACACCACCACCACAACAAGGCCCCCACUGGAAUCACCAAACUCAAAAAUCCAUCACAAACACAUACUUCUGCAAUCAUGGCCAGCUAUCAGUACGGGAUGCCGACAUACGGAGCGCACGCUCAGAACCACCAGCACCAUGCCGGUGGGCGCAGUCGUCGUGGGCCGAGAGUGUCUUCGAGCAACGCCCAACGUCAAUACAGGGCGCAGAAGAGCCCGAAAGAGGAGGCACCACAAGUGCAAACAUACAAUGACUACUUGCGAGUGCUAGAAGCGGCAAGAGGGUUCGACUUCGACGACGACGAGGUCUUUUGCCCGUUCGACCUCCUGACCGAGGAUGAUUUGCAAUCUAUCCAUUCCUCGUCUGCCUCCGACAGAGGCUCGCUAUCGUCAGGCUCGCCCGAGGGCUCUCCUCUGCAACAGCAAGUUCAGCCUACAUCCUCAUUACUCCUGCCUUCGAUACCUACCUCGUACACUCCGGUGAACUAUCAUCAAGCGCAAACAAAGCUUCACCAACCCAUGGCGCAGCGCAACCGUAAUGCCAUUCCUAUCGUGGACCCUUCUACCCGCUCUGCGUCGAGUGUCUCGCCAGGCCGACAAGUUCAGCAGCCGCAGCAGUACGGCCAGCGUCGCUGGGCAUAAGUACUGGUCGUACUGCCACAAGUGAUGCUAUGAAACGUUCUGCGUUGUCGGGCUGGCGGGCCUCUCUACUCCAAUACAUGUUUGCGCACCAUGUGUUGGCCUUUUACCAUUCCAGCGAUACCUUUUGUACAAACAAAUACGACAUUUAGAACGAGUGGAAGUAGCGCUCUUCCCCGACCUGGACAACGGCGUUUACCACAGCAUUACGAAGUACUAUGAACGAAGCAUUUCACGGGACGGCAAUGAUUCUCGACUUUGAUCUCUGCGAGCGAGCGAUGAUACACGGACGGGAAACGAAUUGUUGGGAAGCAUUUAUCCGGACGACGAUUGUGGCUUUGAUUUUCCUUCCUCACUCUUAUUUAUUGUUUUGCUAUUCUGUGUUGUUUUGCACGGUGUUUUGGUGGCGGUGGUGGCAGUACCAGUGGGGCGAGUGUCACGAAAAACAGCAAGCGAAGAGCGCAAUUUCAUACUCUGUCUGCGUGUCUUAUCAUGAUAAAAACCAGCUCUGGGAUGAAGGGCGAAAAACUGGGGGAAACUUGGCCAUUGUGGACAACCUGACCGAACGGCGAUUCUGUGGUUGUGGCCAUUGCUUGCUUUUUAUUUUUUAUUCGACGCAUGGUGUUGAGCGGAAAGAUACCGUCGUUGGUUCAAGAUGUUGGUGUUCUGGUGCCUACAAAGAUGGAGCAGGCAUUGCAGGCCUUGCUCGACUACACAUUGUACCUUAUACCCAGCUGCUGCUGCCAUGCAUGCGGCUUGAUACGAAUACAAGGACUUUGCCCAUAC
Sphaerulina musiva SO2202 is the source of this 1604-nucleotide messenger RNA. RefSeq lists its product as uncharacterized. The record is from RefSeq and is a predicted model, not a curated record. The annotation marks the transcript as partial. The transcript has 2 exons. NCBI's taxonomy places the organism in Eukaryota, Fungi, Ascomycota, Dothideomycetes, Mycosphaerellales, Mycosphaerellaceae.